AGAAUAGGUUCAUUUAGGGCGGGAAAACGUGAUUAGGUUUUAGUUAGUUAUAAGUUUCAACACGUGCUUUUUGAUUCUUCUGUGAAAUUGAAAGAUCAUUGUGUUCUUCACUAGAAAGAAAGAAUCAUCGUCAUCAUGCCUUCCAUUUCUUCCACAAUUCACGCGCCACAAUUCCAUAGUUCAUUCUUCCGCCCCUAUCCCAAAUGCUUGGCCAUGACCAUCGACACUGACUUCUUGAACACGAAGAAGAAACAAGUUUCGUUCCAACUUUCGAGUUUGAUCACACCACCUGUCUCCACUGUGAGGUUCUGCGAUCUCAACUUUGGCCGCUUGCAACCUUCCGAUGAAGAAUUGGGUCCUCACAAAAGAUUUGAGUUUGGCAACUUCGUUGCACGAGAAGCCCUGCUUGAGGAAGAGUAUUGGUCUGCAGCGUGCCUAAGGGCAGAAGAGUGGGCAAAUCGAACAGAUAAACUAUAUGUUGUUGAUCGGCAGAGGAAUUUUGCUGAACAGGAAUUUAAUGCGAUAAAAAAGCGGUGCAAGGAGCUACAAGACGGUCACAGUAGCACAUGCAUCAUCACGGUUAGGAAGCCACAAAAGAAUGUAAAACUCCCAAUAAUAGAAAGUGUUGUAGGAACUCUUGAUUUGAAUAUCAUAUAUUUGCGGCGAGGGGAGACCUUUCCUGGGAUCGACCGAACAGCAUCAAGCAGAUAUGGUUAUAUUGCAAACUUGUGUGUUGCCAAAUCACUUUAUCGCAAGGGUGUUGCAAGCAAAAUGUUGUAUUUUGCUGUGGAGUCUGCAAAAUCUACUGGUGUGUCACGUGUGUAUGCGCAUGUGGACAGAAACAAUAAACCUGCCCAAAUAUUAUACCAAAACUUAGGGUUUGAGAUAAUUGACACUGCAAACCCCCUGUUGUUGAAAAAUCAAACAUCCUUGCUUUUCUUACAGAUGUAGAGCUAGCACAAAAGAUAUUGUUGUGCUUCGAUAGAAUAGUUUCUGAACAGUCCUGAAUUCCAAAUUCCUUUACUUCUAGGAGAUUUUCACAAUUUUAUAUUUUGUUACACACUUGCAUGUAUUCAUCACAGUUUCAACAAUUGAUUUUUCAAUCAACAAUCAUAAAUCUGUAGUUUACCGUGUGACAUACAUCUGUAUACAAGAUUCAAAUUGGUAUUAUAGACUAUGCAAAUACAUGUUCAUGUCCUUGUUAUACCGAUGUUCCAUAUUUCU
Molecule: messenger RNA, 1224 nt
Organism: Glycine soja
Lineage: Eukaryota; Viridiplantae; Streptophyta; Magnoliopsida; Fabales; Fabaceae
Exons: 9
Coding region: 136-951 (271 amino acids)
Molecular function (GO): acyltransferase activity, transferring groups other than amino-acyl groups
Source: RefSeq, a predicted model, not a curated record